Molecule: messenger RNA, 1293 nt
Organism: Colletotrichum orchidophilum
Lineage: Eukaryota; Fungi; Ascomycota; Sordariomycetes; Glomerellales; Glomerellaceae
Exons: 1
Coding region: 1-1293 (430 amino acids)
Source: RefSeq, a predicted model, not a curated record
AUGGCCUCACUGCAGGAUCGCUCUCGCCCAACCACCGAAAACCAACCAUUCUUCUCAGAACUCCUCGGGGCGACAGAAAUGACCGGACAAGACGCCACCCCAGAGUUUCCCCCGGGACGUGCUCUCCAUCUUUGGCAUGUACAGAACUCUGCAGAGGCGAACAGCAGCAUUAUGCCUUCCAACCUCGAGGCACUCCUCCUGCAACGACAACGCAGUCGGAAAGACCAGCCAAAAGUCAGCGACGCCCCUACUUCUCCUACGGCCUCAUCCAGCGCCAGUCAACACUCAACAGAGACAUCAUGUUCUGCUUUCGACGGCGUCGAGAAUUGCAGAGACUACCACCAUCCAUCCAAGAACGGCAUACCCCUCCGCGCGCCCACAGCUCCGGCGGCAGACCGAAGACGGCAGAUCUCACUGCAUUACGGCUCAGCCCAUCAUUUCAGCGACGACAACCGCCCCCCGCCGAACGCACCAACUGGCCCUGCAGCAGAUCGAAGGCAAGCUGCGAAAGUUGCCACUGUACCCCAUCAGACCGCACCUAGCCACUGUCAGUCUUUCACCUGGCGGAGUAGGCAGGCGGCGUUGACGGACAGGUUCAGAAAAGUACAGGCCGAAAUGGAACGCCUUGGCUUCGGCAGGUCGCCUGCUGCCCCCGACACACCGGAGGAAUACUUAAAAACUAUUUUAGCUGAGAAAGAACGCCAAAUACAACGAAAGGCUGCCUUGGUUCAGGCAAUGAAAACGAAGAGAGAACAACAAAAGAGAGCACGACAGAAGGGCGCUAGCUCGGGUCAUACUUCCGGCAAUGAACCGGCUUCGGCUCAAGAUCCGACUUCAGCGUACGAACCGAUUUCAGGCCCAGAAUUGACUUCAGCUAAUUCCCAUCCACUAUAUGGAGCUGAUCGAUGUUGGAACAUUCAGUACACCGAGAUGAUGGACACACCACAGGACCACCAUGCGGAAUGGCCUACGCUGGCAAUGUUCAAGGAAGCGGGCCGCAGGACUUUCGACAAUCGAUGCCUACCCCUUCCGAAUCAGCACCAUGUUCAAGACCAAGCAUACAUGCCACUUAGCGAUGCGGCGUGGGAAGAGCGCGAAUCUCUGAGUCACCAAGGAAAUAUCAUUGACUUGGGCGAAAUCAGCAUUCUCUCACUAGCCGCUGGCACUGAGAUCGAGACUGGUCCAGCGUGCGACAUAGAUUCCGAAAGUCUCAACGAUUGGACUCGAGAGAUCAUCAACGAAAUCGUCCUUGAGGGGGAGGACUGCGGGGUGACGACUGCGCACGAAAGCUAG